Molecule: messenger RNA, 1854 nt
Organism: Microthlaspi erraticum
Lineage: Eukaryota; Viridiplantae; Streptophyta; Magnoliopsida; Brassicales; Brassicaceae
Source: the annotation of a GenBank genome assembly
AUGGCGUUUCAGGAUUUUGACAAGAUCCAAGAGCGUGUAAACGCUAACAGGAAACGUAAAAUCAAGAAGAGGAUCAUCGUUGGAUCGGUCUCUUUGUUGGUGGUUAUUGCUGCCAUGGUUGGAGGAGCUUUUGCUUAUGUUGCUUAUGAGAAGAAACAUGAACAACAAGUGAAGAACAACAACAAAAAUGACGACAGCAACCUCGAUACCCCGAAGAAGAGCCAGAGCCAGAGCCAGAGCCAGACCCUGGCCCCAACAACCCCAACCCCGGAGGACCAUGUUUCUGCAGCGCAAUCAGUGAUACCCGGUCCGGCCGAUAAAAUCAUCGAAACUCUCUGCAGUUCAACGCUUUACAAGAUAACCUGCGAGGAAGCCCUCAAGAACAGAACAGCGAAGGGUUUCGCUUUGGAAAGUCCGACGACACUUUUCACGUCUGCCAUUGAAGCUGUCAAUGAAAAUCUUGACCGAGUUUUGGAGAAGGUAUUGAGUCUCCAGAGUGAGAACCAGGAUGAUAAAGAUGCGAUAGCGCAGUGUAAGUUGCUUGUUGAAGACGCAAAAGAAGAAACUGUCGCAUCGUUGAACAAGUUCAACGGCACAGAAAUUACCGAUUUUGCAAAGAUUGUUCCGGAUUUAGACUCUUGGUUAAGCGCGGUCAUGUCUUACCAGGAGACAUGCCUUGACGGGUUUAAGGAAGGAACCCUAAAAGCUGAAGUACAAAAGAGCGUUAAUUCUUCUCAGAUCCUAACCAGCAAUUCCCUCGCGAUGAUCAAAUCUUUUGACGCUAAUCUCUCUCCUGUUGCAAAUGUUGCAAGUCUCGCGUCACGACUUCUUCUUGAUGAAAUCCCGUCUUGGGUAAGCAACGAUGAUAGAAGAAUGUUAAAGGCUGUCGAUGUGAAGUCUUUGAAUCCUAACACUACUGUGGCUAAAGAUGGAAGUGGAAAUUUCACAACCAUUAAUGACGCUCUCAGAGCAAUGCCUGAGAAAUAUGAAGGAAGAUACAUUAUCUACGUCAAACAAGGUGUUUAUGACGAAUCUGUGAUUGUUGACAAGAAGAAGGCGAACCUAACUAUGGUCGGAGAUGGUUCACAGAAGACGAUUGUGACCGGAAACAAAAGCCAUGCAAAUACAAUCCGCACUUUCCUUACGGCAACGUUCGUUGCACAAGGAGAAGGAUUCAUGGCACAAUCAAUGGGGUUCAGGAACACUGCUGGGCCAGAAGGACAUCAAGCAGUCGCAAUACGUGUCCAAUCUGACAAAUCAAUUUUCCUCAACUGCCGAUUUGAGGGACAUCAAGACACAUUGCACGCCUACACGCACCGUCAGUACUACAGAAGUUGCGUGAUACUCGGAACAGUCGACUUCAUAUUCGGAGACGCGGCAGCGGUUUUCCAGAACUGUAACAUCUUCAUCAGAAAGGGCUUACCAGGACAAAUGAACACGAUCACUGCUCAAGGACGUGUUGAUAAGUUUCAGACGACCGGUUUUGUAGUCCACAAAUGUAAAAUCGCAGCAGACGAAGAUCUUAAGCCUGUAAAGGAAGAGCACAAGAGUUAUCUUGGACGACCGUGGAAGAAGUAUUCUCGAACGGUCGUGAUGGAAUCUAAGAUCGAGAAUGUGAUCGACCCGGCUGGAUGGUUGAGAUGGCAAGAGACAGAUUUCGCGAUAGAUACGUUGUAUUACGCGGAGUACAUGAACAAAGGACCAGGUGGAGAAACAGCUUCAAGGGUCAAGUGGCCAGGAUUUAAGGUCAUAAGCAAGGAGGAAGCUUUGAACUAUACGGUUGGGCCUUUCUUACAAGGGGAUUGGAUCAAUGCCACAGGCUCUCCCGUUAAGUUUGGUCUUUAUGAUGAUUGA